Molecule: messenger RNA, 1106 nt
Organism: Gymnogyps californianus (California condor)
Lineage: Eukaryota; Metazoa; Chordata; Aves; Accipitriformes; Cathartidae
Gene: MARCHF11
Product: membrane associated ring-CH-type finger 11
Exons: 4
Coding region: 1-978 (325 amino acids)
Biological process (GO): protein ubiquitination
Molecular function (GO): zinc ion binding; ubiquitin-protein transferase activity
Source: RefSeq, a predicted model, not a curated record
AUGAGCUGUGCCGGGGGGAGCGUCGUCCUCCCUCCCGGGGAGCCGCAGCGGGACCCCGCCGCCCCGCUGGAGCUGCCGGCCGGAGCGGGGGAGGCGAGCGGGGACACCCCAGAGGAGGGAGAGAGCGGCGGCCUCAGCGGCGGCGACGGCCGGAGGGGCGGCUCGGAGAGCGGCCGCGCCGAGGCGGGGGCCGCCGGCGGCGACAAACCCGAGACCCGCUCGGUGUGCAGCAGCGAGAGCGGCAGCGGCAGCCACCCCGGCGGGGCCGGCCCCAUCUGCAAGAUCUGCUUCCAGGGCCCCGAGCAGGGUGAAUUGUUAAAUCCUUGCCGCUGCGAUGGGUCAGUACGAUACACGCAUCAGCUUUGCCUGUUAAAGUGGAUAAGUGAAAGAGGGUCAUGGACCUGUGAACUCUGCUGUUACAGAUACCAUGUUAUAGCAAUUAAAAUGAAAAAGCCUUGCCAGUGGCAAAGCAUUACUAUAACACUGGUUGAGAAAGUGCAGAUGGUUGCUGUAAUCCUAGGAUCUCUGUUCUUAGUAGCAAGUGUGACUUGGCUUCUAUGGUCAGCCUUCAGCCCCUAUGCAGUAUGGCAAAGAAAGGACAUCCUUUUUCAAAUCUGCUAUGGAAUGUAUGGUUUUAUGGAUCUAGUAUGCAUAGGACUGAUAGUACAUGAAGGUGCAUCUGUUUAUCGAGUGUUUAAGCGCUGGCGGGCUGUGAAUCUACACUGGGAUGUGUUAAAUUACGAUAAAGCCACAGACAUAGAAGAGAGCAAUCGAGGAGAAUCCUCAGCAGGAAGGACAUUGUGGUUACCACUGACUGCAUUUAGAAACAGAAGUUUAGUUCAUCCAACACAGUUAACCUCACCAAGAUUUCAGUGUGGCUAUGUAUUGUUACAUCUGUUCAACCGCAUGAGACCUCAGGACGAUUCAUCAGAGGAUAACGGCUCUGGGGAAGUAGUGAUGAGAGUGACCUCAGUGUAAAGAUUAUGCUCACUGUGCUACACAGAUAAGGAUAAUGUGCCCUGAUGUUACAGGACUUUGGAAUGUAGUUACGAUGAAUGGUGAAACCAUUAACACUUGAAAAAAUAUACACACAUUUUUUAAAAAUU